AUGACCCAGUUUCUGACAGGCCAUGGUUCCUUUGGAAGUUUUACUAAGAGGAUAGGUAAAACGCAAUCUGAUGUGUGCAAAUUAUGCGGUGUCAGAGAUGACCCGGAGCAUUUUUAUGGUUUUUGUCAACGGUGGGAAACCAAGAGGAAAGAAAUCAUAGACCGCUUGGGAUACUUACCGGAUGUAGAAGAGCUGAUACCUAAGAUGCUGGAGAGCAAGGAAAUGUGGCAAGUAUUGUUCAAAUUCAUAGCCGAAACAAUGGAAAAUAAAGAGAUCGAAGAUAGAGAAGAGGAGGAAAGAGCUCGUACUGCCUAA
Molecule: messenger RNA, 315 nt
Organism: Harmonia axyridis
Lineage: Eukaryota; Metazoa; Arthropoda; Insecta; Coleoptera; Coccinellidae
Exons: 1
Coding region: 1-315 (104 amino acids)
Source: RefSeq, a predicted model, not a curated record